ACAGAGUGUUAUAUCCUAGCUAUAAAUACCUAUGCAACAGUGAUUAAUCAUUAGUCCAUAAGUUUUAGAUUAUUUGAUUUCAGUUGAAAACGCGUUUAAGUAGCUAUCUUGUCAAAGUGCUUGAGAUACAUAUGAUUUUCACAUUUGUAAUAAUAUAUUUCUUUGGUGUGGUUGUCAAUUGUUUUGUGAGUGAUGUUUGUGCAUGUGAUUACUAAUAAUCUGGAAUGCUUAGUUGCUUGUGUUGCAUGAAUAUAAACCUAACUUAUUUUCUAAAUUAACAUCACAAUUGGGAGUGUCGUGGUCCUGCAUGAUUAAUUUUGUGGAUGGUAUCUCUUAAAUAAAAAUGGGGUUCCAAUGCUUCCUGUGCAAAUUAUCUUUUGAUACCGUGAAAUUAUUGAAGGACCACUUAUUAGAUAAGAGAAUUCACCAAAUCUACAUGAAUAGUGCAUUUACAUGUGUCGAUUGUAAACGGGAUUACACAUCAUCAAGUUCAUUCACCAAACAUUUGAUAAGAGAUCAUCCGGGACAAGAUUCUCAGCAAUCACAUUUUCAAACGGCAAACCUCAGAGAUGACUCUCAACCUACUGAAGCUGAAUGUUCAGCCAAUGUUAGUAUGCAAUCUUCCUCUGAAAGUUCCAGCAAUGCUCCAGAUGCUGAUAACAACUUGGAAAAUCAGGAAUCGCAAAACUUUUGGAGUUCUAUUCAAGCUGAAAUGGAUUCUAUGGAAGCACUGACCCCAUUGCAAGAAAUUGCACUACUUUUUGUGAGUUCUUUAAACAGCCUUCCAACAUUCAAUCGAGAAAUGGUUUUCCAAUUGGUUAAUCAAAUACAAGAUGAUCUGCUUACUCCGGUAGCACAUGCGAUAUUUGACAAGGUUGAAAUGUACAUUCCCAGGGAGGAGAAAAAAACUGUUCUCAACUCUAUUUUGGAAAUAACCAGUGUUUUCGAACCGUGUUCCACUGAAUACAAAUUUUUAAAAAUAUUGAAAGCUCGCGAAUGUUUCAAAGAUCCCUCAGCUAACAUAUAUGAACUGAAUCUAGAACCACAACCUUCUGAAAUUGAUUCAACAGUGCAACUCAAAGAAAUGAAACGAGGAGGAGUGUAUAUUGGCCUGCGCAAUUUAUUCUCGAAACUGUUUUCAAAUGAAUCAAACCUUAAGGCUGUCUUACGACACAUACAGGAAAUCAACAAUUCAUCAUCCGACUUGAAGGAUAACUUCCUGAAAGGUUUUUUUUGGCAAAAAAAAAUUGAGGAUCGCCCGUUAGAAGACAUAUGUGUACCGUACAUGGUGUAUAGCGAUGGAUUUGAAAUCAACAACCCGCUGGGUUCUAAAGCGGGCAAACAAGCACUGAAUGGAUACUACUUAUCGUUUCCGGCUUUACCAAGGCAUGUUGUCGGUUUAAUUGAAAAUACUUUCUUAGUGAUGUUUGGAUAUUCUGCUAUUGAAAAAUCGCUCUCGAAUGAGGAAAUUUUGGCUCCAUUGAUCGAGGAAAUUAUUGGAUUAGAACGUGAUGGAAUGGAAUUCCAAAUCGAUGGGAAACCUACGAAGAUAUUUUUCCUGUUUGGUGGACUGCGUGGUGACAAUUUGGGCUUGAAUAAAAUACUCGACUACAGCAGCUCAUUUGUAGCGAAUUAUCCGUGUCGAACCUGCUUAAUGCAUCUAGAUACAAUGCGAACAUCAGUUAGAGAUGACCCAACUCUUUAUCGCAAUGAAGACAACUACAACGAAUGUUUGCAGAAAGAGUUUUCUGCAUCUGGCGUGCACUGUGAUUCUGUGUUUAAUUCGAUACCCAAUUUCCAUAUAACGGAGUUGAAGAAUGUAGAUGCAAUGCACGAUUUCUACGAGGGUUAUGUCCACGAUGCCUUGACUGCUUGUUUUCUUAAAUUCAUCGAAGAUGGCCACAUAACAAUCGAGCAACUUAAUCAUCGCAUUAAAUGUUAUGACUACGAAUACAACGAUCGAAGAAACAAGCCGGAGCCGAUCGCAACGGAACACAUUCGAGCCAGGAAGUUGAAAACGUCUUCAGGGCAAAUGAAAACACUCGUUGAGAAUAUUGCAUUGAUGAUUGGGGACAUCAUUCCGAAUACCAGAGAAUGGGAGUUUUUGUUGGACGUAGUUAAAAUAGGAGAUCUUAUUAUGAGUCCAGUUUUUACCGCCGAAUCACUGGAAAAUCUUCGUACCGCAAUUGCAAAUAAUCUCACCGAAUAUUUGGAAAUAUUCGAUUGCCAUCUUAAACCUAAGGGUCAUUUUUUGACCCACUAUCCUGUAUCGAUUGAAAAUUUUGGACCUGCUAAAUACACUGCUUGUUUUCUUCUAGAAGCUCGCCACCGAAUUUAUAAAAAAAUUGCUAACUCAACAGCUUGCCGCAUAAACAUUGCACUCACUAUUGCUAUCAAGGAUCAAUUGCAACUUGCUUACAAUUUAAUGACAAAUAAAAACUUUUUUGAACCAGAUGUCCUGAAACCGGGAAAAGCUGUGCUAUGUUCGGUUGAAGAUCUACCAAAUGUACCAAAUCUGAAUUUGCCGGAAAAUAUUGUGUUAAGAUGCGAUUAUGUUAAACUUGGCAGUAAACGUAUUAAAACUGGAACGGUUUUUGCCGAUCAUUCGAACAAUAGCUAUGUAUUUCGUCAAGUACAACAUAUUCUUAAUUUUGAUAAAAAAUUUAUAUUUGUUUGCAAACAAUUUGAUAAGUUUACCUAUAAUUCACACUUUGAUGGAUAUAUGAUUGAUGAUAAUGUUUUUGAACUUGUUUGCUUUGAGUAUGAGAAUCAAAAUAUUGUUCCUAAUCGAUUUCACACUUUAGCAAGUGGAGAAAAAAUAAUAAGAAUAAAAUUGUAAUUAAAUUCAUUGUAUUUUAAAUAAAAUGUAUCCUUAAUCUGGUAAUUGA
Molecule: messenger RNA, 2888 nt
Organism: Culex quinquefasciatus (southern house mosquito)
Lineage: Eukaryota; Metazoa; Arthropoda; Insecta; Diptera; Culicidae
Exons: 4
Coding region: 344-2839 (831 amino acids)
Source: RefSeq, a predicted model, not a curated record